AUGAGUUCUUCCAGCAGCAGCAUCUUGAGCGACGGGCCCCUUGCCCCCACCAGGGUGACCGGCCCCACCACCCCCAGGAGAGGACCCCCCAAGUUCAAGCAGAGGAUGACCCGCCAGUUCAAGAGCAAGCCCCCCAAGAAAGGGGUCAAGAGCUUUGGAGAUGACAUCCCUGGAAUGGAGGGUCUGGGCACUGAUUUCACAGUGGUGUGUCCAUGGGAAGCCUUCAGCCACCUGGAGCUCCACGAGCUGGCCCAGUUUGGCAUCAUCUGAGCCCCCAGAACCUGACCUGAAACCUGGACCCAGACCCAGAGUUCCAGCCUGGACCCUACUGGAGCCCACACAGUCCAGAGCUCAUCCAGCCUCCAUCACUCUCCACUGUGGACUGAGAGACAGACCCAGCCAGUCCUGGGUUUUAAAACCAAACUUCUUCAUCACACAUAUUUGUCUGGUUGCUGAUCUGCAAGUCUAAUCGCUUGUAGCACAGUGGCUGUGCGGGUUAAGAGGAUGAGCUU
Messenger RNA from Osmerus eperlanus (European smelt), 512 nucleotides. RefSeq names its product retinal cone rhodopsin-sensitive cGMP 3',5'-cyclic phosphodiesterase subunit gamma. The coding region runs from base 1 to 270 and encodes 89 amino acids. NCBI's taxonomy places the organism in Eukaryota, Metazoa, Chordata, Actinopteri, Osmeriformes, Osmeridae. The record is from RefSeq and is a predicted model, not a curated record. Gene Ontology annotation, molecular function: cGMP binding; 3',5'-cyclic-nucleotide phosphodiesterase activity. Gene Ontology annotation, cellular component: photoreceptor outer segment membrane. The transcript is spliced from 3 exons. Gene Ontology annotation, biological process: positive regulation of G protein-coupled receptor signaling pathway; positive regulation of epidermal growth factor receptor signaling pathway; visual perception.